Haliaeetus leucocephalus (bald eagle) is the source of this 2395-nucleotide messenger RNA. It is a transcript of the gene ZNF710, whose product is annotated as zinc finger protein 710. The record is from RefSeq and is a predicted model, not a curated record. The transcript is spliced from 4 exons. The coding region runs from base 30 to 1985 and encodes 651 amino acids. Lineage: Eukaryota; Metazoa; Chordata; Aves; Accipitriformes; Accipitridae.
GCCAUGACAGCGUAGGCAGGCGGCGAGAGAUGGAUCGCUUCACUGAGUGCGGGACCCAGACGGACGCAGUGGUGGUGCUGUCCCUGGCGCAGGCUGCGGUUCUGGGCUUGGUGUCUGAGAAUGAGCUGCUUGGGGCCACUGUCAGUCCCUCCGGCUUCUUCCCAGGGCUGGGAGGGAAGCUGCCGGACCCUGCUGCGGUGGAGCCCGGGGAGCCGGAGGGCGAGGGGCAGGCACCAGGGGAUGGGCAGGAGGAGGAUGCCUUGGAGGCAGAGUCCUCCCUGGAGAAGCACGCCCGGAGGAGGAAGCGGCCUCCUGUGAGGCUGGUGCCCAAGGUCAAGUGCGAGAAGGCAGAGGUGGAGGAUGAGGUGCUGUACGAAGUGUCCGUCCCUGGGGACAAGGAGGGUGAGCGGCAGCACAGACACCUGCCCCCCCUCCAGGACCCCAGCCAGGAGCAGACGGUGCAGAGCAGUGCCAUGAAGAUGAUCGACCUCGGUGCCUUCAGCAGGAAGCCCCGGCGCCUGCGGCACCUGCGCCGGCACGUGCGCCAGGAGCUGGAGGCCACCGAGUGCCGCCUCGGGGGCCCUGACCCUGCCGGUGCAGCGGAUGGUGGCACCGUGGGGACCCUGCGGACCGAAUGCGCCUUUGAGGCGGGCGCCCCGUCCCCUGGAGAGGCAGAGGCCCCUGCACCAGCGUCCCCUGAGCAGGUGAAGAGCGAGCAGGGCUUCACCUGGCAGGAGCCGGGGGAGCUGGAUGCAGAGGCGGCGGGUGCCACCAGCGAGCGCAACAAGAAGGCGCAGCUGGACCGGCUGGACAUCAACGUGCAGAUCGAUGACUCCUACCUGGUGGAGGCAGGGGACCGCCAGAAGCGCUGGCAGUGCCGCAUGUGUGAGAAGUCCUACACCUCCAAGUACAACCUGGUGACCCACAUACUGGGCCACAAUGGCAUCAAGCCCCACUCCUGUCCGCACUGCAACAAGCUCUUCAAGCAGCCCAGCCACCUGCAGACCCACCUGCUGACCCACCAGGGCACGCGGCCCCACAAGUGCGAGGUGUGCAGUAAGGCCUUCACCCAGACCAGCCACCUGAAGCGGCACAUGCUGCUGCACACCGACAUCAAGCCCUACAGUUGCCGCUUCUGCGGCCGGGGCUUCGCCUACCCCAGUGAGCUGAAGGCGCACGAGGUGAAGCACGAGAGCGGCCGCUGCCAUGUCUGCGUGGAGUGUGGGCUGGACUUCUCCACGCUCACCCAGCUGAAGCGGCACCUCUCCACGCACCAGGGCCCCACGCUGUACCAGUGCCUGGAGUGCAGCAAGUCCUUCCACUACCGCAGCCAGCUGCAGAACCACAUGCUGAAGCACCAGAACGUCCGGCCCUUCGUCUGCACUGAGUGCGGGAUGGAGUUCAGCCAGAUCCACCACCUCAAGCAGCACUCCCUCACGCACAAGGGCGUGAAGGAGUUCAAGUGCGAGGUGUGCGGGCGGGAGUUCACCCUGCAGGCCAACAUGAAGCGGCACAUGCUGAUCCACACCAGCGUCCGUCCCUACCAGUGCCACAUCUGCUUCAAAACGUUUGUGCAGAAGCAGACGCUCAAGACCCACAUGAUUGUGCACUCACCGGUGAAGCCAUUCAAAUGCAAGGUCUGCGGGAAGUCCUUCAACCGCAUGUACAACCUGCUGGGCCACAUGCACCUGCACGCAGGGAGCAAGCCCUUCAAGUGUCCCUACUGCUCCAGCAAGUUCAACCUGAAGGGCAACCUGAGCCGGCACAUGAAGGUCAAGCACGGGGUGAUGGACAUCAGCCUGGACAGCCAAGAUCCCAUGAUGGACCUGGCCGGGGCUGACCAUGCUGAGCUGGACGGGCAGCAGGAGAUGGAUGACUUCGAGGAGGAGAACUCUUAUGGCUACGGGGGGGUGGGCAACCCUCCAGAUGAGCAUGCCCUGACCGAGCAGGCCAUGAAGGAGAUGGCGUACUACAACAUGUUGUAGCCGAGGCUGGAGGAGGCUGCCAGGGGCCUGUAUGGACUUUGCGUGGUAAGAGGAGCUGCUGCCGGCAGGCUGUGGCACCCAACCAGACCUGCACCACCACCCCUGGAGAAGGGGGGGCUCCAGUUGAGCUUGGUGAAGGAGAAAACAGGGAUGUCAAAAAACCUUUGCCAGGGCGAAGGCAGGAGCAGAGGCUGGAGGUGGCACAGGGCAGCGGUCGCUGCCUGCCACAGGCACACCGAACUGGUGCAGCAAGGGCUCAGCUGCAAGCUGCUGCCUGACCCUUGCAGAGCCCCAGUGGAGCUCUCUCCUUCACUGCAGUCCUUCCCCACCACCCCCAGAGGGAGCACCGGGCUGUGCACCAGCUGUCUGCAGCUCUCUUGCCCACUGCUGACCUCCCUUCGCUCUGCUUC